This is a messenger RNA of Sinocyclocheilus grahami, 6080 nucleotides long. RefSeq names its product neurexin-1a-like. The transcript is spliced from 21 exons. The record is from RefSeq and is a predicted model, not a curated record. Lineage: Eukaryota; Metazoa; Chordata; Actinopteri; Cypriniformes; Cyprinidae.
CCCUGCUCGCAUCACAGCUUUACCUCAACAACUUACUUCAGCUAUCGUUUUCAGCAGUCGACGAGAGCCACGGCGUACUGGUGUCUAUGGCCGUAUGUUGAGCGAUCAGCGAUGACGUCUGCCGCCUGCUUCUGCUGAAAGAGGAUUUAACCCUUUAAAGCACGUAUGGUCAAAACCACAGUUUCAGACAAAAAGUAACAUGAUGGAUAAACACUGUGGAUACUGCAACGUGUAGAUGACGGUUGAAAAAAAUAAAAUGCAGCACAGAAAUAAGGUUGAUGAGGAGAAAAGUCGAGUAGAUGUUGAAACAUCCUGAGAGAGACUGUCUGGUGGUUUACGUGAUUUGGAGAUUGUGGUCACUAUUAUAAGUUGUCCACUCUAAAUCUUACUAAGGUUAUUAUAAACUCAGCAACGUCUACAUUAUGAUUCUUCAAAUGCGACAUGGUGCCCAUCUCCUCUGGAUUGGACUGGUUGUAUGUGCUGUGGAAGCUGGAGCUAGUCUCCGGUUUACUGGCGCAGAGGGACAGUGGGCCUCGUUCCCCAUGUGGAACGCUUGCUGUGAGAGCGAGAUGAGCUUCAGCAUGAAAACCAAGAAUUUGAAGGGACUUCUGGUGUACUUUGAUGAUGAAGGCUUCUGCAAUUUCCUCGAGCUACACAUACAAGAGGGGAAACUCAGAUUACGCUUUUCUAUCUUCUGUGCUGAGCCUGCUUCCGUGCUUUCAGAUGCUGUCAUCAAUGACAACCAGUGGCAUGAAGUCACAAUCAGGAGGAACUUCAGAAACACUACACUCAUCGUUGACAAAGAAAUAAAGUGGGAGGAGGUUAAGUCCAAAAGGCGGGAUAUGACUGUCUUCAGUCACCUGUUUUUAGGAGGGAUUCCACCAGAAUUGCGAUCGGUGUCUUUACAGCUGACAUCGGACACUGUGAAAGAUCUCACUCCCUUUAUGGGCUGGAUAACAGACUUGAAAGUCAACAAUUCGGAGCCUGUCAUGAUUAACAGUGCCGGGGUCAGCGCUGACCUCUGUGGCUCACACAACAUGUGCUUAAACGGAGGUGAAUGCAGUGUUGUCAACAAUGAGCCUACAUGUGACUGCUCUGAAACCGGCUAUCAGGGAAAGGACUGCGGUGAAGGUCUGGCACACCUGAUGAUGGGCGACCAAGAAAUGGAAGAAUAUGUGGCAACAUUUAAAGGUUUAGAAUACUUCUGCUAUGACCUUUCUCUGAGCCCGAUCCAAAGCAGCAGCGAUGAAAUCACGCUGUCAUUCAAAACACUGCAGAGAAAUGGACUGAUGCUGCACACUGGAAAAUCUGCUGACUAUGUCAACCUGGCACUGAAAAACGGAGCUGUGUCUCUCGUCAUAAAUUUGGGUUCUGGGGCGUUUGAAGCUCUGGUGGAGCAAGUCAAUGGGAAAUUUCAUUAUUAUUAUUAAUUUUAUUAUUAUUGAUAUUACUGUUGCCGUCAUCACAAGGUAUUAUUGUUAUCAUCACCAUCUUUACACUCAGGCAUUGGACAUGCUAUGGUAACAAUAUCUGUGGAUGGAAUACUGACCACCACAGGAUAUACUCAAGAGGACUACACCAUGCUUGGAUCUGAUGACUUUUUCUAUGUUGGAGGAAGUCCUAGUACAGCCGACCUGCCGGGAUCACCUGUUAGCAACAACUUUAUGGGUUGUCUGAGGGAGGUUGUGUAUAAAAACAAUGACGUUCGAAUGGAGCUGUCCAGACUGGCUUUUGAAGGUGACCCCAAAAUGAAGAUCCAUGGAGUUGUUGCCUUUAAGUGUGAGAAUGUUGCCACAUUAGAUCCCAUCACUUUUGAGACACCAGAAUCGUUCAUCAUACUUCCUAAAUGGAACACUAAGAAAACUGGUUCUAUUUCCUUUGACUUCCGUACCACUGAGCCCAAUGGACUUCUCCUUUUUAGCCAUGGGAAACCUAAGCAACAGACAAAAAAGGCCAAGAGCCCUCUCACACUUAAGGUUGACUUUUUUGCCAUUGAGAUGCUGGAUGGUCUUUUGUAUCUGCUGCUGGAUAUGGGAUCAGGCACAAUCAAGACACUGUUGGUGAACAAAAAAGUGAAUGACGGAGAGUGGUAUCAUGUGGACUUCCAGAGGGAUGGAAGAUCAGGUACCACCUAUAUUAACACAAUUCGCACACCAUACAAAGCCCCAGGAAACAGUGAGAUCCUUGACCUGGAUGAUAACCUGUAUCUAGGAGGACUGCCAGAAAAUAAAGCUGAUAUGGUGUUUCCUACUGAGGUGUGGACUGCUCUGCUCAACUAUGGUUACGUAGGCUGCAUCCGUGACUUAUUCAUCAGUGGUCAGAGCAAAGAUAUCCGCCGCAUAGCUGAGGUGCAGAAAGCAGCAGGCGUAAAGCCCUCCUGCAGCAAAGAAGCUCCCAAGCAGUGUCUCAGUAACCCCUGCCAAAACAAUGGAAUCUGCAGGGAAGGGUGGAACCGUUAUGUGUGUGACUGCUCUGGGACGGGCAAUCUUGGUAACUCCUGUGAGAAAGAUGCCACAAUCCUCAGUUACGACGGCAGUAAGUACUUGAAGGUCCAGUUAUCUGUAGCUAUGCAUACAGAGGCUGAAGAUGUUUCGCUACGGUUCCGAUCCCAGCGGGCAUACGGCGUUCUCAUGGCAACUACUUCUCGAGACUCUGCAGACACUCUACGUCUGGAGCUGGAUACAAGUCGCGUCCGGCUUACAGUUAAUCUAGACUGUGACAGGAUAAACUGUUCCAUGAGCAAGGGACCUGAGACCAUAUUUGCUGGUCAGAAUCUGAAUGAUAAUGAGUGGCACACGGUGCGAGUGAGCAGGAGAGGAAAGAGUCUGAAGCUGUCAUUGGAUGAUUUACCCACUGUGGAAGGAGAGAUAUCAGGUGACCACACACACCUGGAGUUUCAUAACAUAGAGACGGGGAUCAUUACAGAGAAACACUACCUGCCCAUCACACCCUCCAACUUCAUUGGGCAUCUCCAGAGCCUGACAUUUAACGGCAAGCCAUACAUCGACCUCUGCAUAAAUGGAGACAUAGACUACUGCGAAGUCAAUGCCAUAAUUGGAUUUAAGAACAUCAUUGCAGAUCCAGUGACCUUCAAGUCCUGCACAAGCUAUCUGUCUCUGAGCACACUGCAGGCGUACUACUCCAUGCACCUGUUCUUCCAGUUCAAGACCACCUCAUCAGACGGGCUCAUCCUGUUCAACAGUGGAGAUGGAAAUGACUUCAUAGCUGUAGAGCUGGUUAAGGGCUACCUGCAUUACAUCUCAGAUCUGGGAAAUGGUGCUUAUCUCAUCAAAGGAAAUUCAAACAAACCUCUUAAUGACAAUCAAUGGCACAAUGUCAUCAUCUCCAGAGACACACAUAACCUGCAGACUGUCAAACUUGACACCAAAAUCACCUCCCAGUCCAUCGUGGGUGCCAAACAUCUUGACUUAAAAGGUGAUCUUUACAUUGGUGGUGUUCCUGAGGAGAUAUACAAAGAGUUACCCAAGUUAGUACAUGCAAAAGAAGGAUUUCAAGGCUGUCUGGCAUCUGUGGAUCUAAACGGCCGUUUGCCAGACCUGAUGUCUGAAGCGCUGGUCUGUGUUGGACAGAUUGAGAGAGGAUGUGAAGGGCCCAGCACUACCUGUCAGAAGGAUUCGUGUGCCAAUCAGGGGGUUUGUAUUCAGCAGUGGGAAGGCUUCACUUGCGACUGCAGCAUGACCACACACGGAGGACAUUUGUGUAAUGAUGCAGGCACCACAUUUAUAUUUGCGAGAGACGGUGGUCUGAUCACAUACACAUGGCCACCAAACGACCGGCCAAGCACACGAGCAGAUCGGCUGGCGGUGGGAUUCAGUACUCAUCUGAAAGAAGCUCUACUGGUGCGAGUGAACAGCUCCUCUGGGUUAGGUGACUAUCUCAAACUACACAUUGUAAAGGGCUACAUUGCAGCUAUAUUUAAUGUGGGCACAGAUGACAUCAACAUCGAGGAGAAAGCAAAGUUUGUAAAUGAUGGAAAGUACCAUACAGUGAAGUUCACAAGAAGUGGUGGCAAUGCCACGCUGCAGGUGGAUGAUCUACCUGUUAUUGAGCGCUACCCCACAGGAAACAUUGAUAGUGAACGGCUGGCGAUCACUAGACAGCGAAUUCCAUAUCGACUCGGUCGAGUAGUUGACGAUUGGCUACUCGACAAAGGCCGUCAGCUCACAAUCUUCAACAGCCAGAUGACCAUCCAGAUCGGAGGCUGGGAAAGAGACCACAGCCGUGCUUUCCAGGGCCAAAUGUCUGGAUUCUAUUACAAUGGCUUGAAGGUUUUUAACAUGGCUGUGGAAGGAGACCCCAACAUCCGCAUCGAAGGCAGCGUGAGGUUGGUUGGGGAGGCGCAGUCCUCCUCCAUAACACCAAAGUCCAGUGCUACGGUUUCUCGCUCUGAGACCUCUUCCUCAAUCAUGGAGAUCACCACCACAAUCGCCUCCAGCCACAAGAUCAAACCGACCAGAGCAAGCGCACCUCGGUUUGAUGGACUGACCCUCUGUGUUUUUGUUUCUUCAGCUAACCCUACAGGCCCAGUGGUGAAGAGCUAUCCUGGUCAGUCUGAGGUUUUCCACGAGUCCAGCAGUACCACAGGCAUGGUGGUCGGCAUAGUGGCUGCUGCCGCACUUUGCAUUCUCAUUCUUCUCUAUGCCAUGUACAAAUACCGCAACCGUGACGAAGGAGCGUACCACGUGGAUGAGAGUCGCAACUAUAUUUGCAAUUCAGCCCAGUCAAAUGGAACAAUUGUAAAGGAGAAACCAAUGGACGGUACCAGUAGUGUCAGCAAGAGCAAGAAAAACAAGGAGUAUUAUGUGUGAAUCUAUUAUUCAUGGUCUUUACAGGACCAUCAUUCUCAUCCACAGUUCUCACAAAAGUCAACUAUAAGACCUACUCAUGUAAGAUAGCAAAAACUCAGAGAUUGUGGAAAAGCCCUUAGUCAUCAUAUUUUAAACAGUGGUACAGCAGAAAUCUGCAAUAUUUAAUUCACGCACAUUGAAAUGGAUAACAGAACAGAAGGACAGCCAAUUGCGGAUGUUCAGAAAAUGUCCAGCAGGCUGGUCAGAGUAAGACAAGCUGAUUAAAUACCCAACAAUUACCCAUUAGUGAUGGAAAGAUUACCAAAUCCACCCAGACUCUGGCACUUUCUUGUGUAACAAAUGCAAGAAGGGAAUGAAUGAAGAGUGAGCAACGGACUAUUACAAAACACCUUCCAUUUUGUUUUGCUUUUUGUUUUUCCUGAAGCAUCACUGAAGAAUGAGAGAACAAGAAAGGACAGAACGAAGUCUCUCAGUUGUUCGAAUUGAUAAUUCUUAUAGAGCUAAUAUGAAUUUGACAGUUCAUAGUAAAAGAAAAUUAUUUUUGGCAAACAUGUGGCUGCAAAACAGUUGUGGAUAUCUCAGUGAUUAUGGAUUCAAAGUUGUAUUUAAUAAGUUUCUAUACAGUAAAACCACAACUGUUUGCUUUUUGGACUGUCACAAAUUUGUGUUUUAUAACCUGUUGCAUUGAGAAUGCAAACUUUACCUACUCCUUGUCAGAAAAGGCCACAAAAGAAUCUUACAUAUGUCUAAUAUAGAAUUAGACAGAUAACAUAAAAAAUGCCAUUUGUUAUUUGCAAUGUUUUAUUUUUUCCAUCUUGUUGCCUGCAAAUGGUUUUCUGCAAAUUAUUGUUUACAUGUUAUCUCUUAACUUUUUGACUAUGUGUGUGCACAUGCACGGCCCAUGUUUUGGAAGGUACUCUGAAAGACACACACAAACGCCAGAGCCUUCCAAAGACAUAUCACUACCAAUAAACUGACAAACCUAAACUCCCAAGAGAUGGAUCUCAGCCUGCAGUGACAGAUGGGAUGAAUCCAUGUUCAAAUAGUGCUUACACACCCUCAGAAUGCACUCAUAAAUCAAAUUAAUUCACUCAUUUCUGUCUUGAGAGUAUGUCUGUCAGUGUGUCUGCCUCAUUUCCUACUUUUAGAACAAGAGACGGUUAAACUUAUUUUGAGCUGAACACAAGAACCGUUAUAAAUUCAUUUGACUUAUUUUUUUAGACCUGUAUUACUUUUUUAUACAGUAUUUUA